This is a messenger RNA of Lampris incognitus (smalleye Pacific opah), 618 nucleotides long. RefSeq names its product pleckstrin homology domain containing B1 (gene plekhb1). Lineage: Eukaryota; Metazoa; Chordata; Actinopteri; Lampriformes; Lampridae. The transcript is spliced from 6 exons. Bases 1 to 558 code for a protein of 185 amino acids. The record is from RefSeq and is a predicted model, not a curated record. Gene Ontology annotation, cellular component: membrane. Gene Ontology annotation, biological process: regulation of cell differentiation.
AUGGCGCUAUUGAAAUCAGGCUGGCUGUGGAGACAGACUUCAAUCUUCAAACGCUGGAAGUUGAACUGGUGUGAUGUGUGGAUAGAUGGAAGUACCGUCUUCUACAAGAGUGACAGCAGAAGAGAAUAUGAGCACCGCAUCAGCCUCAAGACUACAUGUGUAGAUGUCAGAUCUGGCCUGGAGUGUGGAGGCGUGACUCCACCAGACAGCCAUCCCAGAGAAAAUCUAAUUGUGAUUCAACUUCAAGAUGGCUCCACAGUCAAUUUGUGUGCCAACAGUGAGGACGACGCAAUUGCAUGGAAGCUGACUCUGCUAGAAGCCAAAAGAAACCCUGUGUUCACAUAUAACCCGUAUGAUGACUCCUACCAGGCUGUCCCACUCAACGACUACCAUACCAUCUACAUAACACCUGGAGCAGGACCUGGUACCCACCACGUGGUUGUUCACAGGGACCCAUUCGAUGGAAUUGCAGAGCAACUUGCAGUGGGAUUACUGGCUGGCAUGGCAGCGGGAGCAGCGAUGCGUUCCUUCCUGUGGAUGCCCUUCAUUUUCUGCUGAGCACAACACACGACAGCCUCUGUAAAUGCCAUUGACAGACAGACAGAAAUUGAAGUCCUA